This is a messenger RNA of Cygnus atratus (black swan), 1902 nucleotides long. It is a transcript of the gene SLC23A3, whose product is annotated as solute carrier family 23 member 3. Gene Ontology annotation, biological process: transmembrane transport. The coding region runs from base 1 to 1902 and encodes 633 amino acids. Gene Ontology annotation, cellular component: membrane. NCBI's taxonomy places the organism in Eukaryota, Metazoa, Chordata, Aves, Anseriformes, Anatidae. The record is from RefSeq and is a predicted model, not a curated record. The transcript is spliced from 13 exons. Gene Ontology annotation, molecular function: transmembrane transporter activity.
AUGCCCGUGCGGAUUUUAACAGGCCCCCAGGGCGUGAUGCAGCGGGGGGGCGGCAGCAGCAUGAAUGGGGGCCGCCACCGAGCGCCUGGUGCCGGGAGCCCUGCUCUCGCGGCCUGCUCCCCGCUGAAGAUGUGCUCCCGGGUGCUGAGCUGCUGCUUGGGCCUGCAGCACCUCGCCGUGCAGGCCUCCCUGCUCUGCACCUUCCACCUGCUCCUGCUGCCCGCCCUGCCCGAGGGGCAGCCCCGCGCCCCGGCCGCCAGCGAGCUGCUGGCACGCAGCCUCUUCGCCUGCGGCGUCUCCGCGCUGCUGCAGACCUCCCUGGGGAGCCGGCUGCCGCUGGUUCAAAUCCCAUCGUUCGAGUACCUGGUCCCUGCCGUGGUGCUGAGCUCCCACCUGUCCCGCAUGGACAGGAACGGCACGGCUGUGGCCAUCGCGUGCCCUGCCCCGCGCUGCGCCGUCACAGGGAGCCAGGCCGCCUCGCUGCGAGAGGUCUCCGGAGCCGUGGUGGUGUCCGGGCUGACCCGGCUGGCUCUGGGGAUGUCGGGCGUGUGUGGCUGGGCAGCGCGGCACUGCGGGCCCAUGGUGCUGGCCCCCAGCCUCUCCAUCAUCGGGCUGUCCGCCUACAAGGAGGCCGCCUUCCUCUGCUCCGCGAGCUGGGGGGUAGCGCUGCUGCUCAUGCUCCUCACCGUCACCUUCUCCCAGCACCUGGGGUCCUGCCGCCUGCCCUUCUGCGCCUGGCCCCGCGCCCCGGGGGGCUCCGUGGAGCCGUCCGUCCCCACCCUGCGCACGCUCUCGGUCCUGCUCCCCUUCGCUGCCGUCUGCAUCGUCUGUGCCAUCCUCCAGCACCUCCGCGUCCCCUGGGACUCGCUGGACCCGGCCACAGCGCGCUUUCCCUGGGCCAACGGCACCCUUCACCCCCCUUGGCUCCAGCUGCCCUAUUCAGGCGAGUGGCCGCUGCUCACCCCCCGGGCGCUGGCGGUGGGCAUCGCCAUGGCCGUCGGCUGCAGCGUGAACUCGGCGGGCUGCUACGUGCUCUGCGGGAGGCUGCUGCGGGCCCCCCGGCCGCCCCAACACGCCUGCAACCGGGGGCUGUGCGCCGAGGGGCUGGGCAGCCUCCUGGCCGGGCUGCUGGGCGCCGCGGGGGGCACGGCCGCCAGCGUCGCCAACGCCUGCGCCGGCGGCCUCACGCAGGACGGCUCUCGCCUCUCGGUGCAGGUCAGCGCGCUGGCGUGCGUGGCGCUGGGCAUGUCCCCGCGGCUGGCGGGGCUCCUCACCCGCAUCCCGCUGGCGGUGCACGGUGGGGUGCUCUGCGUCACCUACGCUGUGGCCGUGGGCACGGGGAUCUCCUACUUCCAGUACGCCGACAUCGACUCCGGGAGGAACAUCUUCAUCGUCGGCUUCACCAUGUUCAUGGCCCUGCUGGUGCCGCGGUGGCUCGGCGCGGCUCCGGCACACUUGGCCACAGGCUGGGCGCCCCUGGACCUCCUCUUCCUCUCCCUGCUCACGGUUCCUGUCUUUAUAACCGGCUUCUUGUCCUUCUUCCUGGAGAACACGGUCUCAGGAACCCCGGAGGAGCGAGGGCUGCCGCAGAAAGGCGGGGCUGGCGAUGGAGAGAGGGGCGAAGCCAGCCCCGUGUACGGGCUGCCCGCCGGGCUGAGCAGGCUGCUGCCCUCCUGCAAAGCCUUCCCCUGCUGCUUCCUCUGCCCGGGGCGCGAGGAGGAGGAGGAGGAAGAGGAGAAGGAGGAGGAGGAGGAAGAUGAAGAGGAUGGCUGCCGUGCGGCCGAGGAGGGGAUUGUUGCCGCAGGGGAAGGGACACGGCUGCUCCUGAAGCCCGGCACCGGGGAGGCGCAGGACAGAGAGCCAAGCCAGGCGGAGACGCUUGCAUGGCACACGGGGGCCUGA